Callithrix jacchus (white-tufted-ear marmoset) is the source of this 2018-nucleotide messenger RNA. RefSeq names its product progestin and adipoQ receptor family member 5 (gene PAQR5). Gene Ontology annotation, molecular function: signaling receptor activity. The record is from RefSeq and is a predicted model, not a curated record. Gene Ontology annotation, cellular component: membrane. NCBI's taxonomy places the organism in Eukaryota, Metazoa, Chordata, Mammalia, Primates, Cebidae.
CGCGGGAGGGGACGGGCUGGGACGGGCGUGGGUAGGCGCGGCGACCCGCAGGACCAGGUGCAGCGCCGGCGAGUCUGGGGUCGCCGCGGCCCAGGAGGAACAUCCAUUCUCCGUCCCGCCUGUGCGGUCCCCGCGCCCUGUCCCCGGACGCCGAGACCCUCAGAACCCAGGUUCUGCCUUACACAGUCACCCUCUCUUCUGAUGUUGACCUCAGCCAGGACCACCUCCAGCAUGCUAUGGACUUAAGGGCACCUGGGAAAUAGUACUCCGAAGCCCUCAGCCAAAUUUGCCUGUUUGUUUCUUCGUGAUCAGACACCUGACUUUUAUCACCAGGUCUCCAAACUUCCCAAAGCUCCCAACCAAGCCUGACAGGAGCAGUGAAGGCUCAGGAAACCUAAGGGGAAGCAGCACAGCACCAACUAGGCAGAGAUGCCCCAGGCCAUGACAGCUCUUUGAGUGAGGCCUGGUAACAGGGAGGUGCCAUCACCCACUGGUCUGUCCAAUCCAGCUCCAAGAUGCUGAGCCUGAAGCUCCCCAGGCUAUUUAGCAUAGACCAGAUACCCCAGGUGUUCCAUGAACAAGGCAUCCUGUUCGGCUACCGCCAUCCACAGAGUUCUGCCACGGCCUGCAUCCUCAGUCUUUUCCAAAUGACCAAUGAGACUCUCAACAUUUGGACUCACUUGCUGCCUUUCUGGUUCUUUGUGUGGAGGUUUGUGACUGCACUGUACAUGACAGACAUCAAGAAUGACAGCUACUCCUGGCCCAUGCUUGUGUACAUGUGCACCAGCUGCGUGUACCCACUUGUGUCCAGCUGUGCACAUACCUUCAGCUCUAUGUCCAAGAAUGCCCGGCACAUAUGCUACUUCCUGGACUAUGGCGCCGUCAACCUCUUCAGCCUGGGCUCGGCCAUCGCCUACUCUGCAUACACGUUCCCAGACGCGCUGGUGUGCACCACCUUCCAUGACUACUAUGUGGCUCUGGCUGUGCUGAACACCACCCUCAGCACAGGCCUCUCCUGCUACUCCAGACUGCAUCAGAACAGCCACUCCACCAAGAGCCUCGGUGCAUGGCUCUGCAUCCACUGUACUGGCUUCCUUACCCUGCAGUCCUGUGGGCCCCGAGGGAGGACAGAGCCCUCCACAGUACAUCUCAGCAUUGAUGCGGGGACUAUACCUGUCCCUACUACCUGGCCUUGGCUGCCCAACCAGCACUGGUUCCUUGAAAUCAAGAAGCCCAUACUCUGUAAGGUGAUUCGCAUCCUCGCCUUUGCUUAUCCCUACAUUUGGGACUCCCUCCCCAUCUUCUACAGGCUAUUCCUGAUCCCAGGGGAGAGUGCACAGAAUGAAGCCUCCUUGUACCACCAGAAGCACAUGAUCAUGACCCUCCUGGCCUCUUUCUUGUACUCUGCACACCUGCCAGAGCGCCUAGCCCCGGGACGCUUUGACUACAUCGGUCACAGUCACCAGCUGUUUCAUGUGUGUGUGAUCCUGGCCACACACCUACAGAUGGAAGCCAUACUUCUGGACAAGACUCUGAGGAAGGAAUGGCUCCUGGCCACCUCCAAGCCCUUCUCUUUCUCUCAGAUAGCUGGAGCCAUACUUCUGUGCAUCAUUUUCAGCCUCGGCAACAUAAUUUAUUUCUCAGCUGCUCUGUAUCGGACUCCUGAGCCAGAAUUACGUAAAAAAGAAACUUGAUUCAGACCAUAAGCCUUUCAUGCCAGAUGCCAACGUUAAGCCGCAACACCUUAACCACCACAAGCCGGGGUGGUUACAGCUUAUAACGGCCGAAAUAUUCAUAAUCGUUGGUGUCUUUUGUGUCUUUUGAAUGAACUCAUUUCAAAAAGGUAUUCAGCUAGAGAACGUUCUCUAAAUGUACACUGAUUCUGUGUGUGUGAUUUUAAAAGGAGAACAUGGCUCAAGCAAGUCCUUGUUAAAGCAAACUAUUGACAUUUCAUUAAUUUUUAAAUUACUGAAAAUGGGAUCUUUAAUUCUAUGUAAACAAUUGGAUUAAGCAUAUUA